AUGUCGCGGUACGGUAGCAACUGGGUGACUUCAGACCACACGGCUGCGUGCGACUGCUUGCUACGCUACGUGUGUUGUUGCUGCUGGUGUCGGCCGCGCCUGGAAGAUGAUCCUUGGUAUCGCCCAGCGCUGUUGCGGAUCAAAGUCCCGCGGGUUGGGGCGGGUUGGGGCGCCAACGGUGAAAAGGGGCCGCGCUUGACGGCAGAGCAUGUCGUGGAACAGAUGGUGGCGUGUGGCGGGCAGCACCGGGUGGGCUUGGUGGGCUUGGUGGGCAACUGCACCUCGCGUCGGCUGAUACAGCGGGCGGAGGUGGACUCGAGUACGGGCGAAGCCCAGCUGGAGGUGUUGCCAGACUUUGCCGACAUUGUUCUGCAGCGUCUGUUGACGCAGCUCCAGACCAAAACGGGUCAGCGCAUCGAGAACGUCUUUGCACCGUCGAAAAUGGAAACGGUUCCCGAGCCCACUGAGGGCCGCGGCAAGGUCAAGGCCUGGGCGACCAUGCGGAUCGUGUUUUACCUGGCGGCCAUUCUGGGAGGUUUCACGGCCGCCGGUCUCGUGGGCACCACCAAGUUUUCAUACCAGGACACCAAGGGGUGCAUGCUCAGCGUGCGCCUGCACAACACCUCCUUGCUGGACUGUAUCGACACCAAAAAGACUUGUAGCACUGUGGAUGACUGCCCCAAGGACUGGUAUUGCGAGCAGGUCGUUGGUGCCAAUCGCUGUGUGCCUCACUCUUGCUUCUCCAUCGAGAAAGCGGACAAGCGGGUGCCUUGCAACUUUGUCGUGGCCUUUGGCAGCAUUUCUAGCGCCUUUGCCAUGCUCAUGUUGGGCUUUAACCUUUACAAGCUCAUUGAAAAAAGAGCCCAGCCUUUCAAAACCACGGGCAUCAAUGUGGCCAUGGCCAUCCUCUCCUUCCUCAUCAUGAUUGUCGCCGUGGCCAUGGGCAUUCUCCUGACCGUGGCACUGCACAAGACGUGUGAGAGGUGGUGGCGCCGUCGUCGUGAGCCCGAAGUCCAGCUCGAUCUUGACGAUGAUGAUCGCCAGCCCAUUAUUGAUGAUGGGCAGACGGAUGCGCCCGGCGCCGAACCCGCGGCGGCACCAAACAACGAUGACAACCCCUUUGCCACUUCGGAAAAGAACCCUUUUGAAUAG
Monosiga brevicollis MX1 is the source of this 1152-nucleotide messenger RNA. RefSeq lists its product as uncharacterized. The record is from RefSeq and is a predicted model, not a curated record. The coding region runs from base 1 to 1152 and encodes 383 amino acids. The transcript has 4 exons. Lineage: Eukaryota; Choanoflagellata; Craspedida; Salpingoecidae.